Molecule: messenger RNA, 657 nt
Organism: Zygosaccharomyces rouxii
Lineage: Eukaryota; Fungi; Ascomycota; Saccharomycetes; Saccharomycetales; Saccharomycetaceae
Gene: CBC2
Product: nuclear cap-binding protein subunit CBC2
Exons: 1
Coding region: 1-657 (218 amino acids)
Biological process (GO): mRNA cis splicing, via spliceosome
Cellular component (GO): nuclear cap binding complex
Molecular function (GO): RNA cap binding
Source: RefSeq, a predicted model, not a curated record
AUGUCAUUAGCAGAAUUUGAUGAAAUACAUUACGACCACUCAGUAAAACGCCUCGAUACUCCCUCCAGUUACUUACUUCGUAAGGCUAGAAAGAAUCCUAAUGGGUUAGAAGAAUUGAGACAAUCAGUGCGUUCAGGAACUGUCUACGUUGGAAAUCUCUCAUUCUAUACAUCUGAAGAACAAAUUUAUGAAUUGUUUAGUAAAUGUGGCACUAUUCAACGUAUUGUUAUGGGGUUAGAUAGAUUCAAAUUUACACCAUGUGGAUUCUGCUUUGUUAUUUAUACUAAACCAGAGGAAGCCCUUAAUGCUGUUAAAUAUUUGGGUGACACCAAAUUAGAUGAUCGUAAUAUCUCAAUUGAUAUUGAUCCAGGGUUCGAAGAUGGACGUCAAUUUGGUCGUGGUAAAAGUGGUGGACAAGUUUCUGAUGAACUACGAUUUGAAUACGACGCAUCAAGAGGUGGAUUUGCUAUUCCAUUCUCUGAAAGAGUCGGCAAUAACUAUGAUUUCCAAGCCAAGCCAAAACAUAGAAGACGUAGACGCCAAUUAUCAGUAUCAGGUUCUAUGCAGCCUCCAACGAUGGUACAAGCUCCACCACCGCCAAUGCCGGAACAAUCGGGUGGUAUGUCUGAUCAAGAAGACAACUAUGUCCCUGAAUGA